UAAGAAAACCCAUUCCUUUAUAGACCAUGCAUCCUGUGUCCUUGUAGCAUAUAUAUAAGCAUAUUCAAGUAGCAUCAUAAAGCAUUCUUCAAAACAAAAACAAAAGAGCCUUGCAGGGAACAAGAAGGUGGAAGAGUAGUUAAUUGAAGUCAUGGUUUGCUUCUGUUUUCUGGUGGAUCAAAGCAGGAAGGUGAAGGAGAGCAAGCCGGUGGCAGGGUCAUGCUCGCGUUGCGGCGGCGGCGCGAGCGUGGCGGACAUGAUCACACAGACGAGAUUCUGCUACGUUCCUUUCUACUGGAAAUCUUGGAAGGCUAUUAUUUGCACUUUUUGUGGAGCUAUGCUCAAGUCUUAUAGAUGAGGAAAAAAUAUAUUGAUUGCAAAUCAGCAAAUGGAAUCAACGAACGCCAAUUUCCAAUUCUAACCAUAGUUGACAAGAACGCACGCAGCACAGGUACGGUUCAAGGCUUAUUUUAAUGUGAAAUUGCUAGGUGGGUGAUGCCGGAUGCGUGAGACCGUGAAUCUGGAAAUUGUAAUUAACACAGAGAUGAGUGAUGUAUAGGAAUUAUUUUGGAAUUAUUUGUGAUGUAAACCGUAUUUGGAUCCUCUGCAUUAAUUUAUGUCAUGAAUAUUGGUCUUUUAUUUAUAUUAUAAAAAUAAAUUAAUAUUUUGGAAGAUUUUUUACCUUCA
Messenger RNA from Lotus japonicus, 687 nucleotides. RefSeq lists its product as uncharacterized. The record is from RefSeq and is a predicted model, not a curated record. The transcript has a single exon. Bases 152 to 358 code for a protein of 68 amino acids. Lineage: Eukaryota; Viridiplantae; Streptophyta; Magnoliopsida; Fabales; Fabaceae.